AUGACCCUGCUCGAGGGCAACGUCACCACUCUCAAAGGCAUAGUCGACCUAAUGGUCGCUAACAUGGGCAAGAUGAUGGCCUUACUUAGUGGGCCAAAUCGUGCGUCUUUAAGCCCCACCCCGCCUCUCGCACGCGGGUCAAUGGUCGACCCUGGAUCACGCCCACCCAUCCACCAGAGGGCGACAGCGGCCGCCCCCGCGCCGAUAAUUGUCCCGGCGCCCGCUCCUCAUCUGACGCACGUGCCGGCAAUCCACUUGGUCGAUUUCUUCCAACCUCAGUCCACCAUUCUAGCAGCAGUCUCACUUCCUCCCAUGACGAUUCUCGUGCCGAAUUCGGUUAUAUUUGCACCACCUCCCGUGCCCAUGCUGGCUCCAGCUACGGUCUACACUGUUCCUUCGCCGAUGGGCUUCCCAGCGUCGAGCGCCCAUGCUCCUGCUCACGCAACUGAGCCUUCCCCUUACGAAGCUCCACAACCUCACAUCGGCCUCUUUUACCAAGCUCCACAUCCCAUAAAUAUUACUUUCUUUGAAUCGGGCACACUGACUUACGCGGCCCUCAUAGCUCCACCCACAAAUUUCCUCCCCGAAACGGAGACCGAGCGGGAGAGGAGAAUGAAGAAGAUGGAAGAGACUAGCAGGGCCCUCCAAGUUAGUGAUCCCCGACAUAGUACUAGUUAUCUAGAUUUGACUCUCUUCUUGGGGAUGCAGCUACCCCCGAAGGUCAAAGUGCCCAACUUCUAG
Messenger RNA from Punica granatum (pomegranate), 741 nucleotides. NCBI's taxonomy places the organism in Eukaryota, Viridiplantae, Streptophyta, Magnoliopsida, Myrtales, Lythraceae. The record is from RefSeq and is a predicted model, not a curated record.